This is a messenger RNA of Moneuplotes crassus, 1022 nucleotides long. NCBI's taxonomy places the organism in Eukaryota, Ciliophora, Spirotrichea, Euplotida, Euplotidae. The record is from the annotation of a GenBank genome assembly.
CUUCAAAGCAAUGGAACGGUCAAGUUCAGUCGAAGUUAGAAGAUUCAGAGAAAAUACUUCUGUAGAUACUUUCACUCAUCCUCUUCCCUUAAAUGACGCAAAGAGAGAGCAAAACAUCACCAAUGCUAUAAAACUGAGGGAAUCAAGGAUGACAAAAUCUGAUUUUUAUUACAAAUUAGACAACCUUGUGAGUAAAAUAAAAGACUACCAGGAAACUUUCAGCUGGGAAAGGAGAGCCCCGAAGAGAAAAAUGAAGCUAAUCUUGGAUUUAUCAUUGAGAAAAUCCCGAUCAUGCGAGAAAAAGAUCAGAUUUAAGAAAAAGAAGGCCAAUAAAGAACACAGGAAUAGUAUUAGAUUUACUCCCCUUGCCCCGAUACGCAGAAACUCUGUUAUGAAGGGAGGAUUAUUGAAUGGACGACAUAAUUCUGUGAUGAUUAAUUUAAAAUCUGAUAUAAAUCAAGCGAUCGUUCAAGCACGUAAAAUGGAUAUGCUACCGAAUCAUAAUAAUUCAAAUUUGAUGAUAUUAGAAGAAAAUAAUGAGAUACAAGAGGAGCAAUCUAUCGAAUCAAAAACAAAAAUAUCCUGCUUUCAUAGAAGGAGACAUGUCAAGAGAAGUUUUGUUUCAGACUACCAUACGAAAAAUAUGAAAGUUAUUGAAGAGUAUCAGUCAUCAAGUUCUACUCAAGAUAGCAUUGACACUUCUUAUUUUAACAAACCCUGAUGAGAUACAAUUGAAAGGAAGGUUAAUCAUGAAAGAAUUCGUCAACUGUCUAAGCCUAAAAAAAUUGACAGUUUCUUCAAGAAAGAAGGAAUAAGAAAUUCAAAUGAGAAAUCUCCAACUAACUCUAUCCUAUUAAAGGAAGCCAGAAAUAUGUCAGGAAUUUAUAGCACUUGGAGGAAGAAACCACUUCUAAAGUCUGAUAAAAUAUUACUGGCUAAGCGGAAGCUCUACAAGAACAGGAAUAGGGUGCAUCAGGCCACGUUGGCAUUUGUAUAAUUUAUAUACCAUGCAUUUUUGUAAC